AAGAUGCACAGUUUGUUUGUCAGUGCGUACGGGUAGAAUUUGUAGCAAAUUGUUAAGUCAUAGCUUUUGUGCAUAUUUUUCAGAACGAGUUUUAGUCUACGUUUCAAGCUUUAAUAAUUUUAUUCUAUUACAAUUAUUUGCAAAAAUGGCUCGUCAACUGACAAAACUUGGAUAUUUGGACGUAAAGAAAACUCUUUUCAUGCUCUGUGAUCUACAGGAUAAGUUUCGACCCGGCAUGAAAUUAUUCGACCCUGUGGUUAAGAACACCAGCAAGCUGCUACAAGCUGGAAAAGCUUUGGAUGUCCCACUGAUUGUCACCGAGCACUAUCCGGAAAAGUUGGGCCACAUUGUCAAGGAUUUGGACAUCAAGCACGCCAAAGGAGUCUUCCCGAAAACUCUAUUCAGCAUGAUGACCCCUGAAGUUCAGAACAAGAUUAAGGAACUGUUCCCCACCAACCUGGAAACGGUUGUACUUUUUGGACUGGAAUCGCACAUUUGCCUGGAACAAACCGCAAUGGACCUGAUCAACAAUGGGUACACCGUUCAUGUGGUCGCCGAUUGUUCAUUGUCGCGUACCCAGGAGGACCGUAAGCUGGCACUGGAACGACUGAAACAAUAUGGAUGCUUUGUGUCCACUAGUGAAAAUGUAAUUUUCAAACUGAUGAGGGAUAAACAGCACCCUGCAUUUGACAGCGUCAAAGGACUGGUAAGGGAGCCAUCGGUUGAUACCGAGCUAUCAAAACUGUAAGUGACAUAUUGUAAACGAGACACACACACAGUGCAUUUAAAUUUCAUAACGGGCUGGCAAUUAUUUAACAAAAUAAAUGUUUUUUAAGAGAAGAGGUAAAGUAUUUUGAACUGGAAAUAUAUGUUGUAUUGUAAUGCAUUUAUAA
Molecule: messenger RNA, 893 nt
Organism: Aedes albopictus (Asian tiger mosquito)
Lineage: Eukaryota; Metazoa; Arthropoda; Insecta; Diptera; Culicidae
Product: isochorismatase domain-containing protein 1
Exons: 2
Coding region: 146-748 (200 amino acids)
Cellular component (GO): cytoplasm
Source: RefSeq, a predicted model, not a curated record